Messenger RNA from Carica papaya (papaya), 2462 nucleotides. Lineage: Eukaryota; Viridiplantae; Streptophyta; Magnoliopsida; Brassicales; Caricaceae. The record is from RefSeq and is a predicted model, not a curated record.
AAGAGUGAAAAUGGAAACAAGAAAAAACGGACAGAAGCAGUUUGUUACUUCAUAUGGCCCCCCUGCAAGAUAUAAAUAGUGUUCGAACUUCUUUGGACUCGCGAUUCCGGCUGGCAAAACAGUCGCAGCCACUUGCAAUUUGACACACUCUCUUCCCCGACAUAAAGCUAACAAAAAGGAAAAAACACACACGGAUACCAUCAUAGCCAAACGGAACUAGCUCUCUACUUAGGGUUUCUUCUUGAUUAUCUGACAACAAUUUGAUUAUACACUGCCUAAUCAAAUGGCGUGUGUAUACAUUCCGGUGCAGAACUCGGAGGAGGAGGUGAGAGUGUCUCUGGAUCAGCUCCCAAGAGAUGCCUCUGAUAUCCUCGACAUCCUCAAGGCCGAGCAAGCCCCUCUUGAUCUCUGGCUCAUCAUUGCGAGGGAGUACUUCAAACAGGGCAAAAUUGAUCAGUUCCGCCAAAUUUUGGAAGAAGGAUCCGGUCAUGAGAUUGAUGAAUAUUAUGCUGAUGUUAGAUAUGAAAGGAUAGCUAUCUUGAAUGCUUUAGGGGCCUAUUACAGCUACCUUGGAAAAAUUGAGACAAAACAACGAGAAAAGGAGGAGCAUUUCAUUGCUGCCACACAAUACUACAACAGAGCAUCAAGAAUUGACAUGCAUGAGCCUUCUACUUGGGUUGGGAAAGGUCAACUUUUACUGGCGAAGGGUGAAAUAGAGCAGGCAUUUGCUGCAUUUAAAAUUGUGUUGGAAGGAGAUCGUGAUAACGUUCCUGCUCUUNNNNUGCAGGCAUGUGUUGAGUUUAAUCGUGGACGCUACUCUGAUUCUUUGCAGUUGUAUAAGAGGGCUCUGCAAGUCUAUCCUGAUUGUCCAGGGGCUGUACGACUUGGUAUUGGUUUGUGUCGAUAUAAAAUGGGUCAAUUUGAAAAGGCUCGCCAAGCAUUCCAGCGGGUUUUGCAGUUAAAUCCGGAUAACGUCGAAGCUCUUGUAGCACUUGGAAUUAUGGAUUUGCAAGUAAAUGAAACUUUUGGCAUGAGGAAAGGAAUGGAAAAAAUGAAGAAAGCUUUUGAGAUAUACCCCUACUGUGCAAUGGCGCUUAAUUAUUUAGCAAACCACUUCUUCUUCACUGGUCAGCAUUUUCUUGUUGAGCAGCUGACUGAAACAGCUCUUGCUGUGAGCAAUCAUGGACCAACAAAGUCACAUUCUUUCUACAAUCUAGCACGAUCUUACCAUAGCAAGGGGGACUAUGAAAAAGCUGGCAUGUACUAUAUGGCAUCCAUCAAAGAAAUCAAUAAUAAGCCUUGGGAAUUUGCAUUUCCUUAUUAUGGUCUGGGACAAGUUCAACUGAAGUUGGGAGAAUUUAGAGGUGCUCUUUCGAAUUUUGAAAAAGUUUUGGAAGUUCAUCCUGACAACAGUGAGACAUUGAAAUCUCUUGGGCACAUAUAUGCUCAACUUGGACAGACUGAGAAGGCCCUAGAAUACGUAAAUAUGCCAUCUAUUAUCCAGGCAUUUCUUGAUCUUGGUGAAGUGUUGAUUUCAUCUGAUACUGGUGCUGCUCUUGAUGCCUUCAAAACUGCACGUAGUCUUAUGAAAAAGGCAGGUCAAGAUGUACCUAUCGAAGUGCUCAACAACAUUGGAGUUCUACACUUUGAGAAGGAAGAGUUUGAGCUUGCUCUGCAAGUUUUCAAGGAGGCUCUAGGUGAUGGGAUAUGGCUUUUUUUACUUGAUGAAAGUGGAAAGUCUUUUGAAGCUGGGUCAUCGAUUCUAGAAUAUAAGGACAUGCGAUUAUUUCAUCGUCUUGAAGAAGAUGGUCUUCCUGUGCAGCUACCUUGGAAUAAGGUUACAGUUUUGUUUAACCUAGCAAGACUACUUGAGCAGAUGCAUAAUGGAAACACAGCAAGCUUAUUGUACCGACUAAUAUUAUUUAAGUAUCCAGACUACAUAGAUGCAUAUCUGAGACUUGCUGCGAUUGCAAAAGCUCGAAAUAACGUUCAACUGAGUAUUGAGCUGGUUCAUGAGGCUUUGAAGCUGGAUGAUAAGUACCCAAAUGCGUUGUCUAUGCUUGGUGACUUGGAGCUGAAAAAUGAUGAUUGGGUUAAGGCAAAAGAAACAUUCCGUGCUGCAAGUGAUGCGACUGAGGGGAAGGAUUCUUAUUCUACUCUGUCUCUGGUAUUUAUUCUUUAUCAUGGUUGUUUUUUUUUUUAAAUUAUUUUUUAUAAAAAAUGAAAGAGUGAAUUAUAGGGAUAGUUAAGAUAGGGGUAUAACUAUAACCAAGUCUAUUAUGUUUAAAAAAUAACAAUUUAGUUUAAUCAUCAUCUCACUGUUACAGAAUUAUGUAAAGGCUAAUACUUUCAUUUCCGGUGAUCCUCUUACACUAUUUUUUUGUAGACACCCAGUUCUUUUUAUAUUCUGACCACUGUUUCUUUUUUGCCGCUUGAGUUAGGGGUAGCAAUUCGUGCCAUUC